Saccoglossus kowalevskii is the source of this 1614-nucleotide messenger RNA. Its product is annotated as rRNA methyltransferase 1, mitochondrial-like. Gene Ontology annotation, cellular component: mitochondrion. Gene Ontology annotation, molecular function: RNA binding; rRNA (guanine) methyltransferase activity. Lineage: Eukaryota; Metazoa; Hemichordata; Enteropneusta; Harrimaniidae. Gene Ontology annotation, biological process: rRNA methylation. The record is from RefSeq and is a predicted model, not a curated record.
UGUUUUGGUUUCGACGGAGGUAAGCGCACGCUGUAUUUGUGACAAUCAUCGUUUUUCCGAAGACAAAGCAUCGUUGACAGUCGCCCGAAUUAUAACAGACUGAGUGAGUAACGUCGUACCGCGUCACUGUGAGUCUAAUUACUGAUUGUCAGGUCACGUUGAUCAAUGAGAAAUGAUGGAGAUGAAAAUUGCAAUUUAAUAAUCCACAGAAUAGUGUGUAUUAUGGCAAAAUUACAGACACUGACAAAGCUUUAUUUGAGGACGCUCAAUUCGCAAUGGAUCGUGGAUAUGCGGACAUUCUCGACUUCAGUGCUUUCAUCUCUGAACCAGAACCACCGUCGUCCUGCGGAUACUGAUGAUGUUGACAGUUUUCGCUGCGUAGAAACUCAUUCGGAAACCGAAGACGUCUGCCUGAAUCCCGCGAGAUACGCAGCAAGCCGCAUUACAAUCCCGGUAACGCCACGAAAAAACAGAUCUAACCAGGAGAUUGCUCCUCUGAAUGGUCGCCACAGCAAUGAUGCGAAUGCUGCUAAGAAGGGCAGUUUUAUUAGACGUAGAAGUGACGAGGACGUGACCCGGGUGAUCCGGAGUUAUUCCAAAAAGCAAACACGGGUGGAUAAAAUAUCAAAUAUUAUAAAAGAGAAUGAAAUGGUUGCCCAUAAUAUUGAUGAAAAUGACUGCAGUAAUGAUAUUCUUUAUAAUACGAGAAGCGAUGAUUUGUUGAAAUCUGAUAAAGACACAAAAACACCAUGGAAACCCCAGAAGUUGAAAGGUAAACAGAAAUGGUCCAACAAACACAAAUCAAAUGGGAUUAUGAACGGCUGGAAGCCGAGGCCUGGCAAUGAUUUAUUAUUUGGACUGUCACCCUCUAUCAUCGCUUUGACACAAGAUAGAAGAUCCAUCUUUAAAGUUUUCAUCCAAGAUGGACUAAUGAAGACAAAACGUGGAGGAAUUUUGAAACUUCUAGAGCUCUGUGAGGAAAAAAAUAUUGAAAUAUCGGCAGUUAAAAAAUCUGAUUUGAAUUACAUAAGUGGAGAAAGACCACAUCAGGGCGUGUGUAUGGAGGUGAGCAGAUUAAACUUCGAACAAUUUCCAGAAAGUGAAGACAUAGGUAGUGAAGGUGAUGAAAAACAAGUAUGGCUGGUAUUGGAUGAAGUCAAGGACCCCAUGAAUUUUGGUGCCAUUCUUAGAUCUUCGUAUUUUCUUGGUGUCGAUAAAAUAAUUACUGGAAAGAAAAACUGUUGCCCAUUAACACCAAUAGUUAGUAAAGCUAGUGCGGGUGCCAUGGAAACCAUGCCAGUUUAUGCUGUUCCAAGUUUGAGUGAUUUUCUUAAGAAUCUUGGUAGCCAUGGAUGGGAAAUCAUUGGCACAGCGAAUAGACGUAGUGUAACGGACGCCAUGCCGGUCGUUGACUGCGACCAAUAUUGUAUUUCUACUCCCUCAGUGCUUGUUCUAGGAAAUGAAGGAUAUGGACUUACUGAUGCUGUCAUGGAAACCUGCACCAAGAUGGUGACUAUACCUCCUGGCAGAGCGUUGAAUCAGUACAUUGAAUCGUUGAAUGUUUCGGUUGUCACAGGAAUUCUCUUGUACUCGUUACUUGCUAAAAAGGUGUAA